Messenger RNA from Aspergillus wentii DTO 134E9, 1227 nucleotides. RefSeq lists its product as uncharacterized. NCBI's taxonomy places the organism in Eukaryota, Fungi, Ascomycota, Eurotiomycetes, Eurotiales, Aspergillaceae. The transcript has a single exon. The record is from RefSeq and is a predicted model, not a curated record. The annotation marks the transcript as partial.
CCUCCGGGAUAUCGCAAUCUUGACAUCCUAGCUGGCUUGAAGCUUGACUUUGACCAAGAUCCAGCAUCCCUGGCUGGCAUUGUGCAAGAAACAUGGAAGAACCUGCGCUUCCAACACCCUUUGCUUGCUGCUACAUACGAUGGCGAUAACUUCAUCUACCAAAGUCCAGGAAACGAAGAGGAAUUGCAGCAAUGGGCUGACGAGACAUUUCUUGUCAAAAAGUCCCGGUCUACCCCUACUAGCUGCCCGGAGGAUGUUAUGGUUAUCGACCGUUGCGAUCAUCCCAUGAUGGCCUAUAUCCCAGAGGAUAAAAGAGUUGUCUUUCGGAUGCCCCAUGUCUAUGCCGAUGGGAUUGGAACUGCUAUUUUAUCCCAGGACUUUAUGGUAGAGCUGGGACGGUUGAUGUCGGCCACGACCAGAUCAGACAGGGAGCGGCCAUUUAGGGAAGACAUUCAAAAUCUACCCCUAGGCACAUGUGUAGCAGCAAACAUGCCGGAACUCUCAGCAGAAUGGCAGGAAAGCGUGCGGGCCAAACUACCGGAUCCCAAAACGGACGAGGCCAUCCGUAUGCCUACCAAAGACGAUGCUGGCAGCAACAUUCUCCCCAGAGAUACACGAAUGCAGCGUCUUCGAUUCACCAAGACUGAGACGGCCAAUAUCCUUGCCCGAGCCCGGAAGUCGGGCUUAAAAUUAGCACCUUUUAUACAUGCAACAAUGCUCCACGCAGCCAAAAAACUGGCCAUCACUCCCGAGCAAGAAACAAAGAACCAUACUUCAUUCAUGUUAUUCAACCUCCGUGAUCGCUGCCACGGGACACCAGCUAAUGCUGCUCACCGGGCUCUCGACUAUCGCGUAGCGUUCUGGUAUUCCCAGAUCCAACUUGGCAAUAACCUCUAUGACACGGCAUCGGCACUGAAAGAUCAUUAUGAAUCUAUCCUUCAAGAAAAAGAGUCAAGAGCGGCAGCCCAUAUACCACACUGUGAAAAGAUGACGCCCUUCCUUGGUGACAACGUGCAGCAUUCCAUCAUGAUCAGUUCUAUUGGGAAUCUUGAUCCAAUAAUCCCAGAAAAGAAAUGCGGUGCUUUAAAACUGGAUGAGUUCUCAGUUACCGCUUUGGUUACAAGUCCGCUGCUCUUCGUCCCCGUCCAGACUUUUGCUGGUCAGCUUGAAGUGAGAAUUACGUAUAAUGAGGCCUACCAUGAGGAUAGUCAGGUGGCGGAGUUGUUG